AUGGUUUACAAUUGUUUGAAACACGUGGUUACGGAGGAAGGAAGCCCUCUCCUACUGAAAGAUGUGACAGAGGAAUCGACCAAAUGGUGGGCCGAAAAAGAUGCCGGCGACUCGCCCCUCGAUGGUCAAAGUGUUCCUUGCGCACGCCUACAAGCCUCGGUUGCCAAGGGUUUUCGCAGCCAUGCUGCGUUCACGCACCUUUCGAUUAGCAACCUAUUCAAGCUGUCGGAAAAAUCAAACUGUGCUGACGACAUCUCUCUCCUUGCUACGUUCCCAGCAGGCCUUUCGACACCUUCUCCUCCUCUUGCCUUAGGAAGCACAGUUUUUAUUACCACGGCAGACGAUUCGCCUUCAAACUACCCUUUGUCAAUAGAAGAGAACAACAUGGUUUAUUUUGCAGGGUGGUUGGCAUCGAAAUUCCUCAAGGUUCAUUCCUGUGUAGGAACAUCCCAGAAAUGUGAGCUGAGGACAGAAAAUGCGUGUUUUUCUGAGGGAAAUCAAGUGCUCUUGUAUUUGAGUGUGAAAGGCACUGCCGACUCCCACUUUGGAAUCCUCUCAGUUCCCUCUGCUUCUUUCAGAUUAUUUUUUGAAGCUUGUGAGGAAGUCUUCGAGACAUGUACCAACAACCUAAUUUCAAAGGAGAACGUAGGGCGAACUAUUUGUGUCCUUUUUCACCAGAAGAUUCCAAAGUCUAUGACUCUAUGUGACGAAAGUAUUUAUGAUGAUCUGUUUCCUCCGGUUGCCAGAAUCAUUCUGCACUGGUUCGCGCGGAAAAAAAAACUAAACUAUUUGAUACAGUAG
Ixodes scapularis (black-legged tick) is the source of this 801-nucleotide messenger RNA. RefSeq lists its product as uncharacterized. Bases 1 to 801 code for a protein of 266 amino acids. The transcript is spliced from 2 exons. The record is from RefSeq and is a predicted model, not a curated record. NCBI's taxonomy places the organism in Eukaryota, Metazoa, Arthropoda, Arachnida, Ixodida, Ixodidae.